GUCAAAUCUGUUAUAGGAUUCAUCCCUCUUCGUUCAUCAUAACACAGCAAUAAGAACCUUUCUUUAAUCGAUUCAAAACCCUUCUAUUCAGUCAUGGCUUCUUCUCCUGUACCAGAAACCACCAAUAAUCAAGAAGUUACUGGGAGAUUUGUUCCGAAUGAACACGAUACUCUGCAGAGGCAUGUAGCAUUCUUCGACAGGAAUCACGAUGGCAUUGUUUAUCCUUGGGAGACCUUUCAAGGUUUUCGUGCAAUUGGCUGUGGCCUGUUCUUAUCCUCGUUCGCUGCUAUCUUCAUCAACGUCGGUCUCAGUCGGCAGACUCGCCCGGGAAAAUCGUUUUCUCUGCGGUUUCCGAUUGAAGUUAGAAACAUUCACAAAGCCAAGCAUGGCAGUGACUCAGGUGUAUAUGACACUGAAGGAAGGUUUGUUCCCUUAAAAUUUGAAGAGAUUUUCUCCAAACAUGCACAUAGUAAUGCCAAUGCUUUGACAGCAAAGGAACUGGAUGGGUUGCUCAAAGCCAAUAGGGAGCCAAAUGAUCGCAGAGGAUGGUUGGCUGCCUGGACUGAAUGGAAGAUCCUGUAUUUUCUUUGCAAGGACAAGAAUGGUUUACUGCACAAAGAAACCGUUAGAGCUGUUUAUGAUGGGAGCCUGUUCGAGCAAAUGGAGAAGGAAAGAUUAGCAGCAGCGGCCAAGAAGAAAGAUACCGUCUGAAUUAAAAUGGCAUACAGCUCCGGUCAGACAUUUGACUCUACUGAGUGGAUGAUGUACUUUCACCAGUUAAUUAUAUUGGUUUUGUGUGUUUGUAUAGAUGAACGAUGUAGUCUGUUAUGGUGUAAAUUGGUUCUUGUUCAUUGAUUGCAUUUUCAAUAAACGUGUAUAGGCCCCUGUAUAUUAUGGCCUCAGAUCUUUGUAUAGAUUCCAAGUUUGUGUGUUGAUACCCAGUUUGUAAUAGGAGUGUCGUGUACAGCUUGGUAGCAAUGGAUGUAAGUUGACACUACAAGUGACCUCACAAUUUGAAUUCUCCUUGAUCGUGAAAUAUCG
Argentina anserina (silverweed cinquefoil) is the source of this 1041-nucleotide messenger RNA. Its product is annotated as probable peroxygenase 4. Gene Ontology annotation, molecular function: monooxygenase activity; calcium ion binding. The transcript has 7 exons. The coding region runs from base 94 to 711 and encodes 205 amino acids. The record is from RefSeq and is a predicted model, not a curated record. NCBI's taxonomy places the organism in Eukaryota, Viridiplantae, Streptophyta, Magnoliopsida, Rosales, Rosaceae.